Mollisia scopiformis is the source of this 2475-nucleotide messenger RNA. Its product is annotated as SCF E3 ubiquitin ligase complex F-box protein-like protein grrA. NCBI's taxonomy places the organism in Eukaryota, Fungi, Ascomycota, Leotiomycetes, Helotiales, Mollisiaceae. The record is from RefSeq and is a predicted model, not a curated record. Bases 386 to 2242 code for a protein of 618 amino acids. The transcript is spliced from 4 exons. Gene Ontology annotation, molecular function: protein binding.
AACAUCGCCCAUAAUCUGAUCACAAAGCAGUAAACGCCGACACUCCUCAACAACCACGACAACCUUACCUGCAACUCUCGUCGCUCUCUCUGCAGAAGCUCCAUGGACAAUAUUCAUUUCUCAAGGAUCUAGCUACCAAAUCUCGAACACAAUAACGAGUCUACAUCCCGCGAGGCUGAGGGGCACCAAGCACUCUUUACGAGACGUCAAAGCAGCCCAAUCCCGAUCGCACCUCCAUCCUUAGAGAGUAUCGCGAUAUCACAUACCUAUCCACCUUCUUCUCGACCGUUGACUCACUUCGAACCUCCUCACGCUCCUUCCUUUCGCAUAUCUCCUACGUACAGUCAUCAUGAGGGGUCGUCAUCCCACGAUACCACGUCCCUCGAUGGCGCCCAUCAACAUCGACGCCUCUUAUCGCGCCACGCCUGAUCCGGAGGGGGAUUCACAAUCAUCGUCGAGUAACUCUCCAGCUCGAGCUGACUACGAAGAGUCGGACUUUUACGCAGGAAACAACGAUUCGCAGUCUUCGAUCGGCGUUCCUACAUUCCAAGACAUGGCGGUAUCGGAGGAGAGCUGCGAGCCCCCCGCCAACCGCCUUCCGGCAGAGGUUUUGAUCGGCAUCUUCUCGAAGCUUAGCAGCCCUGUGGAUUUGUUGAACUGCAUGCGAGUAUCGAAGAGAUGGGCUAGGAAUAGUGUGGAUCUGCUCUGGCAUCGACCAGCAUGUACAACAUGGGUCAAGCAUGGCUUUAUCUGCAGAACACUCUCCCUUCCUGACCCCUACUUCGCAUACCGAGACUUCAUCAAACGCCUGAACCUUGCGGCGUUAUCUGACGGUGUAAACGAUGGCAGUGUGACGGCACUACAGUUCUGCAAGAGAGUGGAGAGAUUGACCUUGACUGGCUGUGAUGGCCUUUCUGAUGGUGGUCUUGUCGGUCUUCUUGAGGGCAACCAUCAUCUGCUGGCUUUGGAUAUCUCUGGAGACACUCAAAUCACAGAAGCUUCCAUGUACGCUUUGGCUGAGAACUGCAAGCGGUUACAAGGAUUGAACAUCUCCCUCUGCACAAAGAUCUCUAAUCAGUCCAUGAUUGCCGUUGCAGAAAAUUGCAAGUAUAUCAAGAGACUCAAACUCAACGAUUGCGAGCAACUCGAAGACGCUGCAAUCAUGGCAUUCGCGCAGAACUGCCCAAACAUCCUCGAGAUCGACUUACAUCAAUGCAGAUCCAUUGGAAAUGGACCAGUGCAUGCACUUCUCAGUAACGGGCAAACUCUACGAGAACUUCGGUUGGCGAACUGCGAGUUAAUCUCCGACGAAGCCUUCCUUACACUGCCUCCCGUGCGGACCUACGAGCAUCUGCGGAUCCUUGAUCUGACAAGCUGUGCCCGCCUUACGGACAGCGCGGUGGAGAAAAUCAUUGAUGUUGCCCCCCGACUGCGGAACGUGGUUUUUGCAAAGUGCAGAAACCUGACAGAUGUUGCAGUUCAUGCGAUCAGCAAGCUCGGGAAAAACCUACACUACCUGCACUUAGGACACUGCGGGCAUAUCACCGACCAAGCAGUUAUCAAGCUCGUCCAAACAUGCAAUCGAAUUCGAUACAUUGACUUGGGCUGCUGCAUUCAUCUUACAGACGAGUCUGUGACUAAGCUGGCCCAGCUUCCGAAGCUCAGGCGCAUUGGUCUUGUGAAGUGCUCUGCUAUCACCGACAAGAGCGUGUAUGCAUUGGCCAAUGCCACACGUCGUCGACAUAUCCACCCAGAACUCCUUGGUGACCAUCACUCUUACAUAUCCACUUCAGGGGGAAGUAGUCUUGAAAGAGUUCAUCUCAGUUACUGCACUAAUUUGACCUUGACCAGUAUCAUCUGUCUGCUCAACAAUUGCCAGAAGCUCACUCACUUGAGCUUGACUGGUGUUCAAGCUUUCUUACGUACUGACCUAGAGCAAUUUUGUCGAGAUGCACCACCAGAAUUUACGGAGCACCAGCGAAAUGUUUUCUGCGUCUUUUCUGGCCAGGGUGUGAUGGGCCUUCGCACUCAUCUCAACAAGCUACCCCUCACCCACUUUGAUCCGACGGGAACUGGUCCUGUAGAUGACGACGAAGAUCAUACCAUGACUGGUACGGAUCACGCAACACUUAUGAUGAGUGCUGCAGCCUUGAAUGCUGAUGAAGAUGACGCAGAUGGAGACGAAGAAUUGGAUGAUGGUGACGACAAUGGCGGAGUUUCUUUCAACCACGGCCAGACUUGAAAGGUCGAUAGUUGGGAAAUUCAAUAACGAAGUCGGAAUAUGGGGUUGUUGUUAAAGUACCAAAGGAUUAUAUGUAUGACGAUGGACUUAAUUAUCAACGCACGAAGAAACGCCACAGCCGCUUCGGAUCAUCGGAGCAGACGCUACGUUUCUUUGAGUAUGCGUAGAAGCAUGGCUUAGAGCCGAUUCCUGCACGGAAUAGUAUUUUCGUAGCAGCGGCUGUUUCGAGGUGG